AUGCCUAUUACAUCCCCGCUGCCGUCCGUUACUCUGCCUGAGAUCGACCUCUUCUCUUUCAUAUUCGGCCGAACUGACCGAAAAUGGUCCGACGAUUUAGUAAUAAUCAAAGAUGCGGACGACCUGCAAAGGCAGUAUACUUUCAAAGAAGUUGAGCAACAUGCUGUUACUUUUGGGGCAGGCAUUCAAACCACUCUCAAUAUACAGAAAGGCGAUAUGAUUGCAGUAAUCUCUCAGAAUGAUAUCGAUGUCCUACCAAUUCUUUUUGGUACUGCAUCGAUCGGAGCAAUCUUCAGCCCAAUGAACCCAGGUCACGCCCCUGAGGAGCUCGUGAAACAGCUGCGAACUGCGGAAGCAAAACUCGUUGUGACACACUUUACCAACGUUCAUGCUAUCGCAAGGGUCUGCGCUCAGGUCGGAAUUCCGGAGUCACAUAUUCUUACCCUUGGGUCACAGACUGAAUUAAACGGGCCUAUUCAACACUGGAAAUCAAUAUGCAGAGCCACCGACAAGCGGCACUUUCAACCAGCCAAGAUCUCGCCUAAGCAGGACCCGGCUCUUCUACUAUACUCUUCUGGCACUACUGGAGUCCCAAAAGGAGUCAUUUUGACUCAUUAUAAUCUCAUCUCGAACCUCCUUAUACGAGUAGCUGCGGAGUGGGGACAGAAUCUUCCAGAUGCUCCACCUAGUGGUGAUAAGGCCCUUAUGGUGAUUCCAUUUGUCCACGCUUACGGACUCUCGUAUGUUCUACUCACCAAUUUGUACGGCGGCAUUCCAGUCGUGGUCAUGUCAAAAUUUGACUUUACCAAGUGGUGCCAAACCAUUGAAAAGGAAAAAAUUACAAUAGUGACAAUGAUUCCGACAAUGGCUUUACGACUCAUCAGAGAGCGCAUCCCAUAUGAUCUAUCGUCCGUACGAAUGGCCGUCAUUGGUGGCGCUGCAACACCAUCGGAAAUACAACAAACUUUGGCAGACCGUUACAAUAUGCCUUCCAGAUUGGGAUAUGGCCUGACUGAAGCCGGACCAGGUAUAACCGGUAAACGUUGGUGCGACUGGAAUGACGAACUUGGCUCAGGUGAUCCACUUUAUCCCAAUGUGGUAGCCAAAAUUCUGCCCUUUGAGGAUGGAGCCGGAGCGGGACCUAUCAGCGAUGAAGAGUUACCCCAAGGGACGGCUGGAGAGAUAUACAUCCAUAGUCCUGGGAACUUCAAAGGUUACUGGAAGAACCCCCAGGCAACCAAGGAGGUUUUGAGCUCCGAUGGGUGGCUACGAACUGGCGAUGUAGGAUAUUUCGAUGAAAAAGCUCGAUUCAUCCCUACCGAUCGCGCAAAAGAAUUGAUCAAGUACAAAGGCUUUCAGGUAGCUCCGGCAGAGCUUGAGGGGUUGCUAGCCACUCAUGAGUUGGUCGAAGAUGUUGCGGUUGUUGGAGCUUGGUCAGAAGAGAUCGGCUCCGAAAUUCCGGUUGCGUUCGUGGUUCCCAAAGGUGGUCUCGCGGCGACCAAAUCUUGGGAUGAUGUUGCAAUCAUGACAUGGCUAUCAGAGAAGGUUGUUAAGUACAAGAACCUGAAAGGUCUAAAGUUUAUUCAAGCAAUCCCGAGGAAUGCAAACGGAAAGGUCCUACGGAAAGUGGUGAAAGAAAUGGCAAUGAAGGAAUUUUCCUCCAAGAAUCGUGUGUUACCAGCGAAAUUGUAA
Messenger RNA from Bipolaris maydis ATCC 48331, 1692 nucleotides. RefSeq lists its product as uncharacterized. The record is from RefSeq and is a predicted model, not a curated record. Lineage: Eukaryota; Fungi; Ascomycota; Dothideomycetes; Pleosporales; Pleosporaceae. Gene Ontology annotation, biological process: secondary metabolic process. Gene Ontology annotation, molecular function: CoA-ligase activity.